Molecule: messenger RNA, 1485 nt
Organism: Micromonas commoda
Lineage: Eukaryota; Viridiplantae; Chlorophyta; Mamiellophyceae; Mamiellales; Mamiellaceae
Exons: 1
Coding region: 1-1485 (494 amino acids)
Source: RefSeq, a predicted model, not a curated record
AUGUCGCCCUCCUCCGCUCGUCUCCCGCGCCCCUCCCCCGCGCUCGCCGCCGUCGCCCUCCUCCUCGCGGCCACCUUCGCGACCGUCGCCGAGGCGAGGGUCCAGGUUCGUCCCGUGGAGAGCACCGUGGUGUUGGACGGGUUUCGACCCUCCGACUUCGCGGAUCCGGCCGUGCAGCGCGACUUCUGCGCCGCGUUCACCGCGUCCAUCGACCUCGACGAGAGGGUAGGUGCACUCGACCCCGCGCCCUCGCCGCGUCGCUUCCCGACCCUUCGCACACUUCGCGAAACACCGCGAAACCCACCCACCCUGACCCGAUACGACGACACGCGGCGCUCCUCGAGCGGCGGCGCGUUUCUCGGACGGUCCGCGCGGUUCCGGAGCGUCACACACUCUCGAACGUCCAACGCCGCUGACGUCAAAAACACUUUUUCCCAAAAACAAAAACUUUUUCAGUACUGCGAGAUUCUAUCUGCGUACCGACCGUGCGCGUCCUGCUCCGGCGUCGCCGUUCGAUUCGUCGUGUACAUCCCCGAGUGGAUCCCCGGCGGGUGGUGGUACGCGUACGACCGCCUGAUCGUCGUCGUGCGGUACGACGUUCGGAACACGCUGAUCCGAUACAACCCGAUCUUCAACGUCGUCGCCAAGGUGGACGUCAACGUCAACGUCGGCGGCGACGUGGACUCGUGGAAAAACAGCGAGAAGGACAUCGACGAGCCGCCCGCGGUGGACGACGCGUCGCGCGUCGUCGCGCCCGUGGAGGAUUCCCCGCCCGAGGGCGAGCCAAUCGUCUCGCCGACUGACGAAGCCGGCGAAGACCGAGGCGCUCCCGCGACUGAUGAAGGGACAGAUCUUGAGACCGAUCUUGAGACCGAUCUUGAGACCGAUCUUGAGACCGAUCUUGAGACCGAUCUUGAGACACCGCCCGAGACCGAGUCCGAGGGCAGCCCGCCCGAGCGCGAUACCCCCGAUGACGAGACCGCGGUGGACGAGUCCCAAACCCGCGAGGACCGCGCCGGCGAACGCGACGCGGCCGAUACCGGCGUAGAGCCGACCAGCCCAGACCCGGGCCAAACGGGAAAGGAGGAUUCGGCCGACGGGUUUGACUUUGCGAACGAACGCGAGACUCGCGAGUCGAAUCCCUCGGAGGAAGGACCCGGGACAUUCGACGACGUCGGCGAAGGUUUCGACUUUUCCGACCGCGGCGGCGGCGGCUUUGACAACCGCGGCGAGGCUUCCACCGGCGCCGACGGCGGCGGGAAGGAAAACCGUGACUUUGACUUUUCCGGCGGCUCCGGCGGCGGCGGCGGCGGCGGCGGUUUUGGCGGUGACGCUGAGGUCUUUCCCGUCGGCGGCGGUGACAGCGGCGGCGGCGGCCUCAGCCUCGGAGGAGGCGACCGCAGCGGUGGCGGUGGCGGCGGCGGUGGCCGAGGAGGAGGAGGUGGCGGCAGGCGCGGCGGUGGCCGCCGGGGCGGCGACAAGUGA